Messenger RNA from Drosophila ficusphila, 872 nucleotides. It is a transcript of the gene Dlc90F, whose product is annotated as dynein light chain Tctex-type. Gene Ontology annotation, biological process: microtubule-based movement. Gene Ontology annotation, cellular component: cytoplasm; cytoplasmic dynein complex. The transcript has a single exon. Lineage: Eukaryota; Metazoa; Arthropoda; Insecta; Diptera; Drosophilidae. Gene Ontology annotation, molecular function: dynein intermediate chain binding. The coding region runs from base 197 to 532 and encodes 111 amino acids. The record is from RefSeq and is a predicted model, not a curated record.
AAUAAAACCUAAGCAGGCUUACACAUCCCUUCGAAAAAAGACUGUCGACAUAUUUUAUUUCGCCUGACCCAAACGCCGCCGUCGAACGAAAAACGCGCGCACAGCCGCAAGGACAACAGCUGCAACAACCAGGACAACAGACCAAAAGUACAUACUAUUUACCAGCUGUCGGAAUAACUAAAUCGAAGCUGCGAAAAUGGAUGACUCACGCGAAGAAAGCCAGUUCAUUGUGGACGACGUGAGCAAGACUAUUAAGGAGGCCAUCGAGACGACCAUCGGUGGUAAUGCCUACCAGCACGACAAGGUUAACAACUGGACUGGGCAGGUUGUGGAGAAUUGCCUGACGGUCCUUACCAAGGAGCAGAAGCCUUACAAGUACAUAGUGACUGCCAUGAUCAUGCAGAAGAACGGAGCAGGACUGCACACCGCCAGCUCCUGUUAUUGGAACAACGAUACCGAUGGAUCCUGCACCGUGCGCUGGGAGAAUAAGACCAUGUAUUGCAUUGUCUCGGUAUUCGGACUGGCUGUGUAAAGUUUAGGACUCUGAGGAUUCGGGGCAGGAGGACCGCUGAUUCGGGAGAUCAUCCGGGACUGGAGGUCAUUAAACGCAACUAACUGAUAAGGGGGAGGGAUUAACAAGAUUGCCGUCGUAUACACACCCACACAAUUAAACACGAAAACCACACGCACUUUGGUCGGCCAUCCUGCUUCAAGGACGAAAUUAAGUGGAAUGAAAACAAAUAAAACACUGGAUUAAAAUGAUGUUUUCAAGCAAUUACCAGCAACUAUUCGUUGCCAAAUUACGCGCCUAUAGUUAUUCUUGAUUUUCAACCUAAAAAGUAAAUAAAAAAUGUAAAAAUAAUAAGUUAAAA